Vanessa tameamea is the source of this 1572-nucleotide messenger RNA. Its product is annotated as UDP-glucosyltransferase 2-like. The record is from RefSeq and is a predicted model, not a curated record. The coding region runs from base 23 to 1552 and encodes 509 amino acids. Lineage: Eukaryota; Metazoa; Arthropoda; Insecta; Lepidoptera; Nymphalidae. The transcript is spliced from 10 exons. Gene Ontology annotation, molecular function: UDP-glycosyltransferase activity.
AGAAAACUGUUUAAGUCGAACCAUGAAGUCGGUGCUAGUGUUCCUGUCAGUCGUCGCCACGGCUUUUGGUUACAACAUCCUGUGUAUUCAAUCGGUGCCUUCGAAAAGCCACUACCAUCUGAUGAAGGGCAUCGUGGAUCCGCUCUUGAAAGCUGGGCAUCAGAUAACAUUCAUAGCACACUUCCCUGAAUCAAAACCAGUGAAAAACUUGAAGUACAUUGAUGUUAGUCACAUAAAGAUACCAGCUGAAACUGAAGAUUGGUCAGAUAAAUCAAAGCAAAGCAUAGCGGUAAUCAAGAAGCUCGCGAGGAACUUAUUUAGGGAUUUAAUAGUAACUCCAGAAGUCAGGGAGGCGUUGCUCAAGGAAAAAUUUGAUGCGGUUGUGACGGAGUGGUUCUUCUCGGAUACUGAUACUGGAUAUGCAGCCGUUCAGCAAGUACCAUGGAUUCUCCUCAGCGGUUUAGCGAUGCACUCGCAUGUGGAAAGCUUGGUGGACACAGUUAGAUCCGUACCCACGAUACCAGCCUUUUUAAUUGACUCACCCAUACCCAUGAACUUUUGGAGCCGCCUCCAAAAUACUUUAUUGUAUUUGCUAAUGUCGACAGAAUCAUUAUUGGACUACUCAGUGUUAAAGUCCGACUAUGAAACCUACUUCUCCCCCUUCGCAAAAGCCCGAGGAGUAACUCUUCCUCCUUACAACGAAGCCAUCCACGACAUCUCCGUACUCUUCGUCAACUCGCAUCCCUCUUUCUCACCAGCUCAGAGUCUACCACCCAACGUAGUUGAAAUUGGAGGAUAUCACAUCCCUGAAGAAAUACCCCCACUACCAAAGGAUCUCCAAGAUAUUCUGGACUCCUCCCCACAGGGUGUGGUAUUAUUCAGCAUGGGAUCAAUCAUCAAGUCCAAAGCACUAGCUGAACAUACUAGACGAGACCUGAUCAAAGUCUUUGGUGAACUGCCCUAUACCGUGCUUUGGAAGUUCGACGAAAAUAUCGAAGGUCUGCCAAAGAACAUCCACAUUAGAUCCUGGAUGCCACAAACCAGUAUUCUUGCUCACAAAAAUGUGAAACUGUUCAUCACUCACGGUGGUCUCCUGAGUACUCAGGAGUCGCUCCGGUUCGGGAUCCCCAUCAUUGCCAUUCCCGUGUUCGGAGACCAGCCCUCCAACGCGCAGAAAUCUGUGCAAGGAGGACACGCAUUGAUGAUAGACUUCUCGCCAGAAAUGGCGGGACCGCUGAAAGACGCCUUGAAAGAAAUGCUGAGCAAUGACAGAUACUACAAACGAGCGAAGUACCUGUCUCAACUGUUCGUUGACCGCCCUGUGAACACCACUCACCUCAUACAGCACUACGUGAGACACGCCAUCGAGACCAACGGCGCUCACCAUCUCCGCUCCAAGGCGCUCCUCUACUCGUGGUACGAGCUGUGGAUGCUGGACCAGGUUGCUUUCCUUCUCGUCAUACUGUAUACAAUAUACAGAGUGUUUAAGAAGAUCGUCGGUUGUUUUAAGAGAGAUAAAAGUAUCAAAACCGGGAAAGAGAAACGACAUUAAGAAUAAUUUAUUUAAAUAAA